Platichthys flesus (European flounder) is the source of this 1602-nucleotide messenger RNA. It is a transcript of the gene ttc9b, whose product is annotated as tetratricopeptide repeat domain 9B. The record is from RefSeq and is a predicted model, not a curated record. The transcript is spliced from 3 exons. The coding region runs from base 278 to 1006 and encodes 242 amino acids. Gene Ontology annotation, molecular function: protein binding. Lineage: Eukaryota; Metazoa; Chordata; Actinopteri; Pleuronectiformes; Pleuronectidae.
GAAAUCCACCGAGCAUCCCUGCGCGAGACGACCAGCGCGAGCACUGUCGGUGUUUUCCUUCUUCCUCCUUCACGGUUAAAAACCUGAUGAUGAGGAGACUCGUGAUGUUCCUGGCCGCUCUUCAGACCUUGUUUACCUGUUUAUAACCACAAAGAGCCCUCACUUUUAUUUCGUCAUCCUUCGGAGAGCACACGCUUCGGACCGGAUCUCUGAUUCCGAGGCUCGUCGUUUCCUGUGCCUGCCCCGCCGUGCUCGCCGCUCCGUCCCUCCAUACUUUAUGCACAGCACGCUGCUCCCGUCGUCCCCGAAGAAACACACCUUCGUGCCCGAGCACCAUGGUCCGCUCCAGGCGCUUUCACUGAGAGAUAUGGAGGCGAAGCAGCACCAGAUCAAGAGCCUGAAGAGCUACCCGGAGACCGGCGGCCGGAGCCUGGCAGCAGCCGCCGCCGCCGCGGGGGGAGCCGGCUCGGCUGAGAUGGAGAUGGAGGCGAAGAUCCAGAAAGCCAUCGACUUCAAGGCGGAGGGUCACCGCUGCUACAAGGAGAAGAAAUUCCGGGAGGCGAUAGGCAAGUACCACCGGGCGCUGCUGCAGCUGAAGGGGGUGCACGUCGCGGACGGGACGACGGGCUCCGAGGUCAACCUGCUGAGCCAAGCCACCUCCAAGAUGACCGAGGAGCAGCGGAGAUCCGUGGAGAUCACCGAGAUCGAGUGCUACGACAGCCUCACAGCGUGUCUGUUGCAGUCCGAGCUGGUGAACUACGAGAGAGUGAAGGAGUACUGUCUGAAGGUGCUGAGCCACCAGAGAGACCACUUCAAGGCCAUGUACCGAGCCGGCAUCGCCUUCUACCACCUGGGGGACUACGACUGUGCCCUACGUUACCUGCGUGACGCCAAGAACCGCGAACCAUCAGACACCAACGUGCUCCGGUACAUCCAGCUGACGGAGAUGAAGAUGAUCAAGAGCGGACAGCGGGAUCGAGAGAUGGGCAAAGAGACCCAGGGCUAACCCUCGACCUUUCCACCCUCCUGACCCGCCCACCCCUGACCUGCGAACACUCCCGGAUGGCCCCUCCCUCUCUCCGCCUCCUCCAUCGACUCCUGACAGCAGCACAGCCCACAGACGGAAGGGACUGACCCAAUCACCUGCCAGCGAUGAACUGAAGCGGGAGACAUAUCAAGAGCUGUCUGCGGCACAUCCCCUUUAUCCCCCUCCUCCCUCCCUUUCUCCCUUUUUCUCCCUCAGGUGUUGUGGCUCCUCUUCCCUUAGACGCAGACAGUCAAGCAAACGUAAACAAAAACAACAACAACAACAAAAAAAUACAAGAAAAACGCUGUAUUAUACUCAUAUGGAACAUCAUCGUGCCGGACGGAAAAGGGAGCUUCAACACAUACAGAUAAUGGACAUUUGCGUGAUUUAGUAAAUGUUUUAAAAACAUGAACUGCAUUUUGUCUCUGCUCUCUUGCUCUUUUUCUCUUGGCCUUCUCUCUUUCUCUCUCUCUCUCUCUCCUUCUUAUCUGGAACUCUUGAGGAGAAAAUCAGGUCUGGGAAACUCGACCACACCGGGAGGAGGGCAGGAGUGUGUGUGGAGGAAGUUCGGCACA